AUGGAUGAGGCACCGGGUCCGCUGCCUACCAAUGCGGCCAUGACCCUGUCCGCUGCCUCGCAUGCGCAUCACCUCACGAGUCACUUCUCUUCCGUCGAGACCAUUUCGCGCACCAACUCACCAGGCCCUCCCUAUGCCAAGGCGGAUGAGGAUGACACGAAGCGAUAUCGCCCCCGCACUUUCAGCUACUUCGACCACCUGCCGUUUCCCGUCGAGGAGGAGGGCGAGAGGGACGUUGCGCUGGCGGGUAUUCUGAAAGAGCUGUACAUCGCCAUCAAGGCGGAGGACUUCUCUCCCGGCGCUCUUCACUGGACGCGUGAGCUACAGGGAUGGCUGAACCUCAAGUUUGAGAUGACGAGAGAGCUUCGCGCCACUCUGGCCAAGCUGUACUACCACCUGUGUCUGGCUCCAGGUCUUGACCCCACCGCUGCCGACCGGUUCCUCAAGAUGGUGGUGAUUCUUACUAGGAAAUUCCACUACCUAAAGCCCGUCGACGAUCUCAUUCUCGACUGGAGGCCGUUAUGGCGCGAAGUCAAGGCUCUCGUUCUGCCGAGCGAGGUUCCAGCCCAUCAGAGCAGCCGACGGAAAUCGCAUAAGCAGCUCUGGAAGCUGUGUCUGCAUGCGCAAACAUACUUCGACCCGAAAGACAGACGUGAAAUGCUCGAGGAGUUCUUGCCCUUUUUCAGCACGUCCGAUCUGUCUGAUGCCUAUAUCGUCAUGGGCAUGGUCAAUGCCCUCCUUCCAACCACGGCCGCUCCCGAGUCCGAAACUUGUGCUCUGCCACAAGACUUCAUGCCGACCGUCUUCCACCUGUGGUCCCUCGUCGCGCGAUCUAAAACAUUCGACGUUCACCUCAUCGAUCUGUCGUCUCGCAUCGCCAGGGAUAUGCUUCAGACCAAGCAUGUGCCCUUCGGCGCGCACGGCAUCUUCACUAGGGAGCAAUCCGAUGUCUUGUUCACGGCCGUCCUGCGGCUGACGGAUAUUCCGGUGGGCCAGGCCAAUUCGCCCUAUACCUCUCUCGACUACCAGGCUGGCCUGGGCAUGUACUUGGAGAAGGAUAAGAAGAAGUACCCAACCGCAUACUUGAUAGCCAGGUUUCUGAUCUAUUCACUAUCGCCCAAGUGCCUAGAGGAGGAGAGUUCUAUUAUCAGCAGUCUGGAGGGUUUGCUCGAGGCUGUGGAUACCUUUUACCACCCCUCCAACGCGGGUUCCUGGACGACUUUCCUGGGCCAGUUCACUCUAUAUUUGACCGACAUUUUCGUGUCGAGGUGGAACCGCGAACAGAGCGAAGAGCUCGACAUUCCCGCAGAUCGCAAGAUCAGUCCUGCGUUGAAACGCCGCUUCGUCCUGGCUCUUCGAGAGGUGACCUUCAUGGGCCUGUUUUCCAAGAGCAGUCGGGUAGCCCACUAUUAUUACGCCGCUUUGCAGGGACUUUCGUAUCUCGAGCCUGGUUUGAUGCUGCCUGGAGCGCUACAACGGUUCUACCCCAGCUUGCAAGGUCUUGUGGAAGUUCACCGCACAACGUCCAGUCUCAACAGUCUGCAGAUGAUUGCCAACACAAUGUCAAAGCAGAAGGGCUUCCGCUGCCACAUCACGGCCCUCCUGGCGCUCUCGUUGCCGGGCAUCGACGCGAACGAUCUCGGAAAGACGCAGCACACUCUAAACUUCAUCCAGAGCGUAGCGUACAGCAUUCCCAUGGUGCCCCUUGUGAAGAAGGGCAGCGAGAUACAUGAUACCAGGCUGGCAGAGGAGUGGGUGCAAGGUGAGAUGGAGCGCAUGGAGCGGGAAGGCCAGCAUAUUGAAAUUGACUAUGCGACUGAGCUUUCUGAUGAGGUUGAAGCCGCAAUCUUGAGGUCGUCCACGCUCGGCAUGGGCGAGUUCGUGCUUGCGCUUUUGGGCAAGGUCUUUACGCUGCUAGAGAACCUGCCCGACGCUUCCCACCUGCGUGGUACCACACCAGAGGACAACGUCAUCAACGCCUUGCCUGCUGCUCUGUCUCCGCUCUUCGCCUCUCUUUCGCCAGAGUUGUUCGACCUUGCGCUGGAGAAGCUCUCGUCUUUCGUGUCGACGCAUGUUGUUCACCAGGCACGAGAUGCAAUGGCCUGGAUCUUGAAUGCUCUGUGCAAAGUCAACCCGGAAAAGACACUGAAGGUGUUCAUUCCCAUGCUCAUCGCCAACAUCCGCAACGAGAUCGACUACAACCACGCUGCCUCGGACCGGAGCAGUGGCACAGACUAUCUGCCACGUGAUCGUGCUCUCGUCUGGCACGUGAGCAUGCUAGGUAUGGUUGUUGUCCAUGUUGGCGGCGAAGUCGUCAAGUACAAGCAGGAGUUGUACUCAAUUGCGCAAUACAUGCAGGAAAAGUGUCGCGGACUUCCCACCAUCCACAUUUCGAACUACAUCCACCACCUGCUACUUAACCUUACACACACCUACCCCCUCGAUAAUGCGCUAUACGAACCCAGCGUGCUCAAGCGGGGACUUGACGUUGACGACUGGGGCAAGACUACCAAGCCCGCAGAUCUAUCGAUCCAGUGGCACCGGCCGUCUCCCCAGGAGAUCGAGUUUGCUGUAGAACUUUUUGAUGCCCAGACCAAAGGUGCCGCGGAGAAGCUCGAUUUACUCAUGAGCGAUAACUCCCCUGUGCCGAGGAAAGGCAAGAACAAGGAAUGGUCCGACGAAGUGUCGAGACUACUAUCUCAGAUCCGACUCGUGAUCUCCGGCAUGGCCACACUCUUUGAUCCCAAACGCGCCUCCGGAGGCCCGAAUGGGGCGGUGGGCUCAUCUACCGGAGCGGACAUUGAAGACGAUGUUCCCAUGGAGGAUGACAGUGACGAUCCUCUUGCGGAAGCUGCCGAAGAUGAGGAGACUCGACCUCAGUACCGCUACCAGGCCGGAUACCUUCUGUCGUCUGACGACCCUGCCUAUCGGAAAAUUCACGACCUGAGGGAAGAUCUCGGGCGCCUUCUGUCCAGAACACAUCACUUCCUGAACACAAGUGUGGAAGAUGACGUGCCUUGUUUUACCGCUCUAUAUGCUGCGUACCGUACCUGGAUCACUGAUGUCGGUAUCGAGCGCUCAGCCCACCCCCUCGAGAGGCACCUCCGCCUCUACAAGUCGGACAUUGCGGCCUUCAAGAUUAGUGGACUUCGAAAGAUUUACCCCCGACCUCUGCUCAUCAAACGAGCCGAUGCCUACCAGCUCCUGCGAGUGAAACACAACGCCUCGGCAAGGCAAAAGAGUGAAUUGGACAAGCGUCUGCUGCUGGAUCUGGCCGAGUCUUGCACGUCGCUGUAUGCCGACGUUCGACGAGUGGCGCAGAGCUCGCUCGAGUCUUCCCUCAAGGCCCUGAUUGGCGGUCGCCCCAUGGUCAUUCCAAUCAUCAUGGAGAAGCUUCGCACAUCCAUCGAAGCUGUGGACCACGACCGUAUCAAGGGCGCUCUAUAUACUCUCUUCUUCACGAGCUUACUGAAAACACUUGUGAAGGAUUGGCGCUUCGCUCCUGACGCAUUGCGCCUGUACAUGAAAGCCGGCAAUAUCGACAAGCCGAGCAUUCAGAACCUGGUGGCCGGGGCUGUUUACCAAAUGUUUGACUUUGGCAAGCCCUUCGAGCGCAUGAUCAUUGUGAACAGCGAGCUUGUCGACCACAUCAAACCUCCGUCUGAUUGCGCAACAGCAAUUGAUUCUCGCCACAACUUUAUCGUCAGCCGCCGGGCUCGCGUCGAGAAGAAGAAGGCUGCUCUUGGCCUGGAGCUCACAGAAUGGUCAAAGGGGGCGCACUGGAAGAUUGCCGGCCGAUGUGUCAUCUUCGCCAUUAACCUUUCCCUGCGGUUUAACACACUAGCACCUGCCGAACUCAUCGACCUCAUCGCCAAGGGGGCAAACGAUACGCACCCGGGCCUCAGGAUGCACUACAUCUCGGCACUCACAACUCUGUUCGAAGCCAUCGACAUGCGCGCUGCAUACGACCACAAGUACGAGAACUACCUGCUGGAGAAAGAAAAGGACCGUAACAAGGUUAUCGUACCGGUUCCGCAAGGAGACGCCGAGUUCACGGAGAGGUUUCUGUCUUCGUUCUCGAAGCCUGAGACGCCAGAGUACAUGGUGAACACAGAUCAUCCAGGAUGGCUGGUUUGGGGCAAGAAAUUUGUUGCGUACCGAGCCAAGCCCAUGCCUUUCACGGCUUACGACGAUGUCGAGACUGCUGUGCGGCAGCAGAUUGGUGCAAUCGUCAACAAAGAAUGGAUGAGGACGUGUUUUGAGUACCUCAAACAAGAGCCUCGGGACACAAGCGCAGACCGCUUCCGAAUGACAAACGUCUUCAUGCUCAUGCACGUGUUCGAUUUGAUGCACUAUGGAGGCACCGCCGUUACGCUCGCAGACGUCGAAGAGCUCACCAAGGAGACUUAUGGUGACGGUAGUGAUAAGCACCAGCAUCGCGCCACCGCUGAAAUCCUGGGUGCUCUGUUGACAGGGUCCUCCGAUGACCCGCCUGAUUUCCGCCAGAAGGUCUGGGCCUUUGCAGCGCCGAUGCUGCUGAAGAUAAUCGGCGAAGAUCUGACGCCUGAGAAUCUCAUGUACUGGCUGACCUGCCUGCAUCUUAUCAUGGGCUCAAAGGACCCUAGAAGAUCUCAGGAGAUCAUCGAGCAUCUCGUCUCCUUCCGUCUCGACAUGACAUCCAACGCGGCGUUCAAAGAGGCGUCCAAGAUUCAGCUGCUUGAGUCAGCUGUUUCCGAUCUUGGCUGGCACUUCCGCCAUGAGAAGCCGAUUCUCGAAAACUUUCUCGCUCACCUCGAUCACCCUUACAAAACUGUGCGGGAAGCCAUGGGCCGCGUUAUCGCAAGCAUAUAUCGCACACGGUACCAUGAAUCGUACGAGACCGUUGAGAAACUCCUAGCGGCCAACAAGGAAGCGUCCUCGAUCGGCAUUCGUCCGUACCAGCCCACUGAGGACUUUACAGCUACGAUCCUGGAAGUCUUCGAGCGCAUCGAGAAGUGGCGACACGAGCGAACGCCGGGCCAAAACACCCCAUCCUCCUACACCGCUGGUUCAAAGACAGUACUCACGUGGCUCGACUCCGCGCUGUCGCAACAGGACUGCACCCAACUGGUUCAGUUCUUCCCGCAGCCCUUCAUGGAACAGCUGCUGCACAUGAUGGACGUAAAGGAAGAUCCCGAGCUUAUGAAGCUUGCGUAUCAUGUGUAUCGUCACCUGCCAAACAUCCCCUUCCGUGCUGGGGAGGACGAUAGCUUCAUCGAUGCAUUGAUUCGCAUUGGCAGGACGUCGCCCAGCUGGCAUCAACGCCUGCGUGCUCUCGUCAACAUGCAGGUCAUCUACUUCCGACGCUUGUUCCUUACCAACAAGGAUCAGAGAGGAAGGCUAUUUGAUGCCGUUAGCGACAUGUUGGCGGACCAGCAAUUGGAAGUGAGGACCUGCGCGUCAAACACGCUGGCUGGCUUGGUCCGCUGCUCGCCCCAGCGCAUUCGUGGUCCAACCAUCAAGCUGUUGAAGAGCCGCUUCGAGUCCCAGCUCCGGACAAACCCAAUGCCGAAGAAGAAGUUACCUGGCACCGAGACCCCGAUCGACUCGCACAAGCAGGUCACUCGUCGCCAUGCCGCUGUGCUUGGUCUCGGUGCCCUGGUUGAAGCAUUCCCGUACGCUACACCACCGCCCACGUGGAUGCCAGAGGUGCUGGCCACGCUUGCGAAUGGAGCAGCUAGCGACCCUGGCGUCGUGGGCAAGGCCACCAAGUCGAUCCUCUCGGACUUCAAGAAGACGAGGCAGGAUAGCUGGAGUGUAGACAAGAAGUACUUUACGGAAGAGCAACUAGAUGCCCUGGAGGGGGUUCUUUGGAAGAGUUACUUCGCAUAA
This is a messenger RNA of Verticillium alfalfae VaMs.102, 5871 nucleotides long. RefSeq lists its product as hypothetical. The coding region runs from base 1 to 5871 and encodes 1956 amino acids. Gene Ontology annotation, biological process: proteasomal ubiquitin-independent protein catabolic process. Gene Ontology annotation, cellular component: nucleus; cytosol. The record is from RefSeq and is a predicted model, not a curated record. NCBI's taxonomy places the organism in Eukaryota, Fungi, Ascomycota, Sordariomycetes, Glomerellales, Plectosphaerellaceae. Gene Ontology annotation, molecular function: peptidase activator activity; proteasome binding. The transcript is spliced from 3 exons.